Messenger RNA from Thermothielavioides terrestris NRRL 8126, 1134 nucleotides. RefSeq lists its product as uncharacterized. The transcript has 2 exons. The record is from RefSeq and is a predicted model, not a curated record. Bases 453 to 833 code for a protein of 126 amino acids. NCBI's taxonomy places the organism in Eukaryota, Fungi, Ascomycota, Sordariomycetes, Sordariales, Chaetomiaceae.
AGAUAGUCAGAGCCUCGUCGACUCUGCCCCACGUAUUUGUCCCAGCCGGACCACUUGGAUUGAAUCCUGAACGCUCGCACCGCCGUUGCCCGACCGGGUGGUUACUGCAGCAGGAAAUGACGCCGAGAAGCCAAUUGAGGGGUGUGUCUCUGUCUUGACCGAAAUCGUCGAGAUAUUUAGUCGCGGCGGGACGGUGAUUAUCCUGCCGCCGCACCUGCGUAAGCCAUGGUUGUCCAUCUCCCUCAACUGAUGCGGGUAGACGGAAGUUCGCCCCUAGGCACUAUUUCUUCGACCACCAGCCGCCGAUCCAAUGCAUCAAUUGCCAUGCUGUUCACACCAGAAUCCCCGGGUGACAGACCCAGUCUCGGGGCGUUGGUGUCCUGUAUCCGAGAUUCUCGAGAUCACCAUCAGCUGUCUUUGCAGCGGCGUGACUUGGGAGUACACGGUCCAGAAUGGAUUUCCAGUUUGUUACGCAGUUACUCGUACAACAUGGGGCCGAAGAGCACGCCGGCAAAAACUUUGUCUUCCGUCCGUCUCCUGGCCUCAUGCUCUUCUCCUGCUUGGUGUUCGGUUGUUGCGUGUCGUCCUUUUCUCACCGGAGACAAAACCAAGAUCCUUUUCAGUUUCUCAUCUAUAUCGUCCUGCUUGGCGCCGCGGGCGCGGCCGGGUACGGGGCCCGAGCACAUGCCCACUUGAUUCUCCUGGGCUAUCUGCCCUUCGCAACCUGCGCGGCCAUGAUCAUCAGCAUCUUGGGACAUGCGAUAUACAGACGGCUGAAGCAUGCAGAGGCACCGCGCCAGGAAGACGAGGAGAAAGCGCGGUUGUUGGGCUGAAUUGCUGGCGGACGGAUUUCCACGCCACAUGGCCAGUUUCCGGGGCUGGUCUCCGCCGCUUCUCGCUGCGCGGGGGGGAACGGGGGGUUGAAAUGGACACGAUUCUUCAAGCGAGUUGGUUCUGUCAUCGCUUCCUCGCUGGAAGACGCCAGAGCGCUGCAUGAAUGGGCAAGGAACGAUUCCUCAACACGGCGGCUGUGAAGCAGCAUGCCGGAAUCGAGUGUAGCCCGUCGAAGCAAUGCAGGACCGCAAAGUUGAGGUUUUGCAGCGAUUGUCUCCUAGGCACAUCGGUGAGAGAAGA